AUGACUGUCUGGGCAGUCGGAACAACAAAUCGCGCCAAAGCGGAGAGCGUUAUGACGGUCGUUAACAAGUGCUUUCCCGGCGAGGCCCAUGAGGUACGUCUUUGCAAUGUCAGCUCCGGGGUCAGGGAUCAGCCAAUGUCAGCAGAGGAGACCCAGCGAGGCGCUCUAAACAGAGCCAAGGCAGCCCUGGAAAUAAUUCCUGGCGCUGAUUACGGUGUCGGGCUGGAAGGUGGCAUCGAGGACAUUGCUGGCCGUUGGUUUGAGUGCGGAUGGAUGGCCAUUGUGGAGCGGAAGACGGGCAAGUGCGGGAUCGGAUCUUCUGCGCGUUUUGAAAUGAGCGAAACAAUCAUGCGGCCCAUCCUCAACGAAGGCAAAGAGCUGGCGGAGGUGAUGGACAACCUGACUGGUGAACAAGAUGUGCGCUCCGGCCUUGGUGCGAUGGGGGUGCUGACGGCUGGUCAUCUUGGCCGUGCAGCAGCUUAUGAACACGGACUGGUAUUCGCGCUAGCUCCGUUUCUCUCUGACAGCAAGUACUGGUGA
Messenger RNA from Leishmania braziliensis MHOM/BR/75/M2904, 540 nucleotides. RefSeq lists its product as hypothetical. The record is from RefSeq and is a predicted model, not a curated record. Gene Ontology annotation, molecular function: ribonucleoside triphosphate phosphatase activity. Lineage: Eukaryota; Euglenozoa; Kinetoplastea; Trypanosomatida; Trypanosomatidae. Bases 1 to 540 code for a protein of 179 amino acids. The transcript has a single exon. Gene Ontology annotation, biological process: thiamine metabolic process.